AUGAGGAUUGUACAUGUGGACUUUGAUAAAAGUCAGUGCAAAGGGAAGAAAGUAGAGUGGAAGCUGAAAGAGAGUAGAGACAUGUUGCCGUUACCAAGAGAAUCUAGGCAAGAGUACUAUGUACUUGAUGCUGAAGUUGUAGUAUUUGCUGUGAUCAGUCCACUAGAUCCUUCAAGUUCUAUUACUUUCGCUACAUCGCCUUUUCCCACUUACCACCAUCCUAGCAUACAUGACUCGAUGCGUAGAAUAGUUAUAUUUAGGGCAAAAGACACUGGUGUAGAGAAUGAGACUGGCCUAUUAGUAAUAAUAGCCCUAGUCGCGCAACCAUUCCGCGGUACCCCACUCACCUGCUCAGUUCUAGACCUCUCAGAGGAGGAUAAUCGAACCGAGCGCGUCAGUGUCAUCUACCUCGUCGAAAGAAUCAAGGGAUACCACGAAAAAGGCAGCAGACAACAGCAAUACCAGACCUUACUCUUUCGCCAAGAUUGUUCUUCUGUCGAUUUUCGCUCUCGCUUCGGCGGUCCUAGUCGCUUAUUAUCUGCCCAGCAACGUGGAGGUCACUCGGGGAGCAUCGGCCAGACUCUUCUCUUCUGUAUCACGCCUUUUUGCGACGAAAUCGGUCGUCUCUUCUUCCCGGUUCCUGGAGAAGACAGCAACAGCGGUUUCGUUCGCGAGCCAGUCGCCAGUUCCAGUUCCAGUUUCCAAGUGGAAUACCACCGUCAUGAGACCCCCUGUGUAUUUUCUGAGCCAUGGAGGGAAAGAAUUUCACUAACCAAUCUGCCAUUCGACCCCUUGUCACAGCCAAACAUCAUGUAUCAACAUGACCAUCCUGCCCAUCGCAAGCUGCAGGAAAUUGGCCGCGAGAUCACGACCAAGGUGAAGCCCAAGGCCGUGGUUGUCUUCUCGGGGCAUUGGCAAGCGGGUCGAGAUACGAUUCAGGUGAAUACGGCUGAGGUGACGGAUCUCAUUUACGAUUUCUAUGGCUUCCCAAAACACUACUAUGAGGAGAAAUACCCCAACGUAGGGAGUAGGGAGGUUGCAGAAAAGGUUCUUGCUGCCCUCAAGGAAGCCGGUAUAAAGGCUGAGGGUGUUAAGAGAGGGCUUGACCAUGGCGUCUGGGUCUCGCUCUUCGACAGCGAGGAUCCGAUCCAGCACUACCGCCUCGGCCAGGCGCUGUCGAAGCUGCGCGACGAAAACAUCCAGAUCAUCACGUCCGGCAUGGCCGUGCACAACUUGCGCGACAUGCGCUUCACCUGGGGCGACCCGCGGCCGCUGCCGUACGCCGUCAGCUUCGACGACGCGCUCAAGGAGGCUGUGACCACUGCGCCCGAGAAGCGGGAGAAGGCCAUGGCGGACCUGCUCAAGAGGCCCGAUGCGCGGCAGGCUCAUCCGACCUUUGAUCAUAUCCUCCCCAUCCACGUCGGGGCCGGUGCGGCGGGGGAGGAUGUCGGGAAGAGACUGUUUACGCUGAACGAGGGGAGCUUGGGUUGGGCGCAGUUCCGGUUUGGGGAGGUCCCUACUACUAACGGGUCGCUGUAA
Molecule: messenger RNA, 1539 nt
Organism: Rasamsonia emersonii CBS 393.64
Lineage: Eukaryota; Fungi; Ascomycota; Eurotiomycetes; Eurotiales; Trichocomaceae
Exons: 8
Coding region: 1-1539 (512 amino acids)
Molecular function (GO): oxidoreductase activity, acting on single donors with incorporation of molecular oxygen; zinc ion binding; ferrous iron binding
Source: RefSeq, a predicted model, not a curated record